UUUUACUGCAUAUCUGAACCCAAUUUUCGAAAGAAGCGGAAAUUCCUCCUCCUCAGCGUCUCUGUCUCCACCAUUUCCGUUUGAACUAUUGAUUCUUUGACGCCGCAGCAAAACCCAAGGCCCUCUCCUCGCUCCGACCGAAAGACCGGAGACCAAUAUCCUCAUCACCCCCCUCUCUCCCCCUCUUCUCCGAUUGUCCUUCCCGCCCUCUUGUUAUCGAAAUUUAGUUGAAGGGCAUCAGAUCGCCCAUUCUUCUUCUCCAUCUUUAGAGAAGUUCAAAGAUCCGGCGGUCUUAAUAGUCAUCGAGAUAUUUUAUCCAGCGAUUGAUUGGGAUCACUUGUUCCGGUUAUCAGUUUCUUGUUCAGAGAUCCGUUUCUUCUUCGUGGGUGUCAACCUCUGGUCGUCCUGGUGCCAUGGAGGCGAUAGAGGAGCUCAUCCAGCUCUCCGAGUCCAUGAUACAGGCCUCUGCUCUCCUUGCAGACGAGGAAAUUGAUGAGAAGUCCCCCCGCCGGAGUUCUACAUUUCUCAACGUUGUUGCGCUCGGGAACGUUGGCGCUGGAAAGUCGGCAGUUUUGAAUAGUUUGAUCGGGCACCCCGUUCUGCCCACUGGAGAAAAUGGAGCCACUAGAGCGCCAAUCAGCAUUGAUCUGCAGAGAGAUAACUCGUUAAGCAGCAAAUCCAUCGUUCUGCAGAUUGACAACAAAUCGCAGCAGGUUUCUGCAAGCGCUCUUAGGCAUUCUCUGCAAGAUAGGCUGAGCAAGGGAUCCGGAAAGAGUCGCGGUGACGAAAUUUAUUUGAAGCUCCGUACCAGCACAGCUCCUCCACUUAAAUUAGUGGAUCUUCCUGGUUUAGACCAGCGUGCGAUGGACGAGUCUUUGGUCAGUGAUUAUGCGGCGCGCAACGAUGCAAUUCUAUUGGUGGUCAUUCCGGCUGCCCAGGCAUCUGAAAUUUCUUCCUCUAGGGCUCUCAGACUGGCCAAGGAAUUUGAUGCAGAGGCAACCAGAACCGUUGGUGUUAUUAGUAAGAUUGAUCAAGCUGCUGGAGAUCAGAAAGCUCUUGCCGCUACUCAAGCCCUUCUGCUUAGCCAGGGUCCUCCAAAAGCCUCUGAUAUUCCAUGGGUUGCUCUGAUUGGGCAAUCUGUUUCUAUUGCUACAGCACAAGCUGGAUCUGUAGGCUCGGAAAACUCACUUGAAACAGCUUGGCGAGCUGAGAGUGAGAGUUUAAGAUCUAUAUUAACUGGUGCUCCACAAAGCAAACUUGGUAGAGUUGCUUUGGUUGAGACCCUUGCUAAACAGAUACGUAGUCGAAUGAAGCUUCGACUUCCAAAUCUGCUUUCCGGGCUCCAGGGUAAGUCACAGUUAGUGCAUGAUGAGUUGUUUAGGCUUGGUGAACAAAUGGUACAUAGCUCUGAAGGAACCAGGGCCAUUGCUUUGGAGCUUUGUCGGGAGUUUGAGGACAAGUUUCUUUUGCAUAUUUCUUCUGGUGAGGGAGGGGGUUGGAAAGUUGUUGCAAGUUUUGAAGGAAACUUUCCUAACAAGAUCAAGCAACUUCCACUUGAUAAGCACUUUGACAUUAACAAUGUUAAGAGGGUUGUGUUAGAAGCUGAUGGCUAUCAACCAUAUCUUAUUUCUCCGGAGAAAGGUUUAAGGUCAUUAAUUAAGGGAGUCUUGGAACUUGCAAAAGAACCUUCACGUCUUUGUGUGGAGGAGGUGCAUCGAGUUUUGAUAGAUAUAGUUUCUGCAGCUGCGAAUGCCACACCAGGACUUGGGAAAUACCCUCCAUUCAAGCGUGAGGUUAUUGCAAUUGCAACAAAUGCUUUAGAAAAUUUCAGAAAUGAUGCCAAAAAAAUGGUUGUUGCAUUAGUUGAUAUGGAGCGUGCAUUUGUUCCUCCUCAACACUUUAUCCGCUUAGUGCAGAGAAGGAUGGAUAGACAGCGGCGUGAAGAAGAACAGAAGACUAGAUCUUCUAAGAAGGCUCACGAGGCUGAACAUGCUAUUCUAAACAGAGCAACAAGUCCUCAACCUGGAAACCAACAGUCGGGUGGUAACUUGAAGUCAAUGAAAGAAAAGUCCAGUUCAGAGAAAGAUAAAGAUGCAAAAGAAGGUUCAAGUUUGCAGGUUGCGGGGCCUGGUGGAGAGAUAACAGCAGGUUUCCUUCUAAAAAAAAGUGCAAAGACAAAUGGCUGGAGUAGACGUUGGUUUGUUUUAAAUGAGAAAAGUGGCAAGCUUGGAUACACCAAGAAGCAAGAGGAGAGACACUUUCGUGGUGUCAUCACUUUGGAGGAGUGCAACAUUGAUGAGGUGCCUGAUGAAGAAGAAACUUCUAAAAGUUUGAAAGACUCGAAAAAGGCAAAUGGACCUGAAUCUAAAAGCUCAGCCCUUGUUUUCAAGAUAACCAGCAAAGUUCCAUACAAAACUGUUUUGAAAGCUCACAGUGCUGUGUUGCUAAAAGCUGAGAGCCUGAGCGACAAAGUUGAGUGGAUGAAUAAGAUUAGAAAAGUUGCUUAUAAGGGAAAUCUUGCCAAGGAUAUGCCAGGUUCUGAUGUUGGAUCUUUGAGACAAAGCCAUUCAGACGGUUCACUAGAAACAAUGACAAGGAGACCUGCUGACCCAGAAGAGGAACUUAGAUGGAUGUCUCAAGAGGUCCGUGGUUAUGUGGAAGCUGUUUUAAACAGCCUUGCUGCAAAUGUUCCCAAGGCUGUUGUUCUUUGUCAAGUGGAAAAGGCAAAGGAAGACAUGCUGAAUCAAUUAUAUAGCUCAGUGAGUGCUCAGAGCACUGCUAGGAUUGAAGAACUUCUGCAGGAAGAUCAAAAUGUAAAGCGGAAGAGAGAGCGGUUUCAAAGGCAGUCAUCCAUUCUCACAAAGCUUACUCGUGCACUUAGCAUCCAUGACAAUCAAGUUGCUGCUGCUUCAUGGUCAGAAAGUAGUACUGGAGCAGAAAGCUCUCCAAGAACUGUACCCCCUCCAAGUGAUGAUUGGAGGUCUGCAUUUGAUGCUGCGGCAAACGGCCCGUCCUCGGAGUCAUUUCGAUCAAACAGCAUGAAUGGGAAUAGCCGGCGUUAUGGCGAGCCAUCACAGAAUGGCGAGGCAAGCUCAGGCCCCAACUCCAGCAGCCGUCGCACCCCAAAUCGGUUGCCUCCCGCUCCUCCUCCUAAUUCAUCGGUGUACAAAUACUAGGUAGCCAUUUAUGUUCUUAUUAUUGGCUGCGUGUUUGCCAAUAUUUUUUGUUGGGUUUACGGUUGCUAUCUUUGGUUAUUUUCAUUUUUCCUGUUCAGGCUUGGCAAUUAGACCUGGCAUGAGGGAAAGGGAAAUUUCUGUAACGGUAAACAACCCCUACAUUAUCUAUAAUCCAGAUAUUUCAUGAUGCUGCGCGUUUGUUAAGGUUUAGAUUUAUGCCAAAAAUUCAGCCUUGUUUUGUUGGGUGGUAUCAUUUUUUUCAUUUUUUUUUUAGCACCAUGACCUUGAAAAUUUUCUCAUCCAUUAAAAUAUU
Molecule: messenger RNA, 3489 nt
Organism: Phalaenopsis equestris
Lineage: Eukaryota; Viridiplantae; Streptophyta; Magnoliopsida; Asparagales; Orchidaceae
Product: dynamin-2A-like
Exons: 22
Coding region: 414-3176 (920 amino acids)
Cellular component (GO): cytoplasm; microtubule; membrane
Molecular function (GO): microtubule binding; GTP binding; GTPase activity
Source: RefSeq, a predicted model, not a curated record